Molecule: messenger RNA, 3124 nt
Organism: Bombus huntii
Lineage: Eukaryota; Metazoa; Arthropoda; Insecta; Hymenoptera; Apidae
Exons: 2
Coding region: 142-1989 (615 amino acids)
Source: RefSeq, a predicted model, not a curated record
GCGUGGCAAGAGGACGAGAGGAGACAACGAAAGAACGAGAUAGGCAGGUUAGAGCUUGUCAAGGGAGAUUGGAUUAACUUGCUUGAGGAUUAUUCGGCGAAGAAGCAUAAAGUUCCAGUCGAUACUGCAACCACUAGAGAUAUGAUAAGAGUUACACGUAAAAGCGAAGCGUGUAACAGCCACGAGAUUGAUACUUCACGGACAAUUUUUCAAUCGACGCUUGGACCUCGAGAAAUACCGAAUUUGGAGAGCAUUAUUCGCAAUUUCGAGAAGGGUUAUCUCUCGCCUUCGAAAAAGGAGAAAGCAACCGACGAAUACAAGCAGAGGAACUUCGUCAAGAAGAUCGUCGAAGCUUUCGAAGUGAAAUACAAUAUUUAUAACGAUUCGAAGACCGCGCAGGAGAUUUCAGAAAGUCUGGAAGCAAAUAAGUCGAAAGCUGCACCUAUGCUGGAAUCUUUGAAAAGAAAAUCGAGGAUACUCCGCAAUCCUUUCAAAAGCGCUUCCUCGCGUUCGAAUCCAAAUAGCGGGGACGUUGACGAAUGUGACGGAGGUGCCUUGUCAUCCGAGCAGAGAAUUUCUCGUACGUCGCGGGACAAUAACAGACUUCAGAGAAGACUAAGAAUGUUAGAAGAUUCGAAGCGCUUAAGCGAAUCAGAGAUGAUCUUGUCUGCAUUCGGUCGCAAAUCUUCUGGUCUGGAGAUCUGCUCGACUUUCUUGCAUUCCAGUUCCGAUUCCUCGAGCCCCCCUAAUUGCUUCACAAGAGCAGAGCUGAUGCGAAAGAUCGAGCUUUCCGACUCGAUGAAAACGUCCUCUCCCGACAAGACGAAGACGACGAAUAGAGCCGAUAUCUACGUAACUUCGCCGGAAGAAACUGUUUCUACACCCAACGACUCUCUUCCAACAACGAGUACCUUGAUCGACGAGUCCCUGCAAAGCGAGCAUAAUUCGACGUUGUCAGAAACUUCACAUGUCGAUACAUCUCCAAGGGUAGUCGGGGCAUUUCUGAAGAAACCGAUCAACGUCGAGGACACUUUCAUCGAUUGGAUACCUGUCAUCGGAAAGAGGCUGCCGCGGAAGAGAUCGCUGAAGAAGCUGCUCUGUUCGUUCAACAGAAGCAGGCUCAUCAAAAGGUUCUCGUCGGAAAGAAACCUGACCGAGGAACCGCGAGAACUCGAAGAUUCUGACGAAGAGAGAUCUUGUUCCUCUAUGUCUCUAACUUCUCUGGUUUCCGUCGCUGACGUGCUACGUCACCAAGAAAACAUUUAUUUCCAAUUUAGCGGAAGAAGCGACCUGAAAACUUUCAAAUCGAAGAGCACAUCGAACGAAGAACUGAGCGAACAACAAAGUAACACGUUCGUUCGAUAUCACAGAAGCCAAAAGGGAAAACAGCUGCUUUUAACGGAGGUGCCACGCGAGGACGUGAAUCUGGAUCUUGGCCCGUCCUAUCCUCCUCCUUCUCAGACGACUCCGCUUCUAUCGCCUUUAGUUGGCGAACAACUUGUACCCAAGCUACCGAACCAUCCACGCGUAUCGAAGAUCUCGAAAAAUCUGUUCGUUACCUCGAUUAAGAUAGACAACUUGGCGAAAUUUAACAGCUGUCAGGUGUAUCGCAACGAUAAUGCCUCGUCAUCGGUGACCAUUAAGAACGACCUGUACGAGGUGGAGUGUCGAAGAAGCUGCAGCGACCAUCCCUCGUCGAAUGUCUAUGGCAGCUCAUCGUCCGUGACCAGCCACUACGACGUCCCCAGAAGAUUCUUAUCCAAGUCCGAGAACAAAAUACUAUGGAUGUGGAAGUCGAAGUCGAAGCUAAACAUGAAAGAGGAGCCGAUUUACGACAUUCCCAAGUUACGAAGUAUCGAGAGACCUAGAUCCAGCAUUUACGACGACUUGGAAUCUCACCAUGCCGUCACAAGGCCUAUCGAUACUAGAAUCUACAUGAACACCCAGGUGCAAUUGUCAUCGUCGAACAAUCUGAUCUCCGGCAUUUAAUUUAAUUCGAAAGUAAUUGUAAGCAAGCGGUCCCUCUGUCGAGAUUCGUUUAUUUUAGCAUGAAAUUGGUAUAUUAUUAUAUUAUUAUAUAAUCGGUAUAGGUAUCAUGAAAUUAGUUUAUUAGUUUAUUAGUCGGGCAGCUUUGACACGACUUAUUUUCAGAUCUGAUUGUCGCUCGAUAUAUGAUCGGGAACGACGUGUAACGAAAUCGACGAUACAAAUUUUUGUACGAAUUUGUAGUACAGGUAAUUGUGAUUAUUGAGUAUUUCAUGAUCGUUUUAGCACUUUUCCAUGUUGUAAGUAUAUUGCAGCGAACGUUUUAGAAGCUCGGGUCGGAUGAGCGCUUUUUAAAUGCUUGUAGAUUUACGUAAACGUCGUUUUAGGAUUGUACGCAAGUUCUUUUUAACGAUCGUACGUUAUAAACCAUGCACAUAUGUAAUUCUGUCGUGUGAUAGUCCCGUGUAUUUGGGAACAAAUAUUUUACGAGAUCUUUCGAACACGCCAACUGUGACUGUUUCUUUUAAACGAGCGAACUUUGUGUUUUAAUUAAAUCGCGAGAACCAUCUAUUUUUAUAUUCGCACGUAUUUUAACGGUUUAAAAAUCUGUCCUUUUCGUAAGGUGCGAAACGCGAAACAUUCGAUCACAGUUUUUAGUUGAAAGCUGUGGAACGUGGUAGAAGAAACAGAAACUAACUGACAGAAAUUAUACAAAACGUUAAGUCUUACUUACCGUUUCUAACGGAAACUUUCUCGCAAAGACUUUUGUCGUGCGCGCGAUAGAAUAGAUUUUCGAUUUCAAAGCUAUUUCUUAAAAUUCGUUCUCUUUCGUUUCCUUUCGUUGUCACCUGGAAACGCGAAACGAGGAUGCAAAAAAAAAAAAAAAUGCACGAAGAGCAACAAAGAAAAAGCAAAUUUUACCGUCGUGGUAUUUCUGUAAAGAAAUAUCUUACAGUGUGCUGGAACUUGGCGUUACAUAUACUUUAUGAUCUCGAGAUUUACCAAUAUCACGUAAUUGUGGCACGCGUCGAAUUGUAUUAUAAGUGAGAGAUAAUUAAGCUUACGUAGAUGUAAUUGUUUCUACGAAUUCCACACUUUUAUUUAUCGUACGAUUUACGUUUAUACGUAGUUAGACUUU